CUGUCCUUCAGAAAAUUCAGCUAAUCUUCCAAUUUCCUUGCCCUAGACCACCUAGCUAGCAUAUAUUUCCUCCUAGCUAGCCUAGAUUCUCCAUAUUCAAGAAAAUUGAGAGAACAAAAAAUAUCGGUUCUACGCCAAGUCUCCACCACUCUUUGAGAAAUCCAUAACCAUGAAAAACAUGGAAGAAAGCCUUAAAAGAGCAAUGAUGCUGAAGCUUUUCAUAAGAAAGCUGAAGCGGGUUCUCUUACUCUCAGCUUCUAGAGGAGCCAAUGUGCGUGAAACCGGGUUUGAUGAAGUGAUGGAAGCUGCAAAAAUAGUUCCAGUUGAUGUAAAGAAGGGACAUUUUGCAGUAACUGCGAUCAAGGGUGAAGAACCCAAAAGGUUUGUUGUGAAGUUGGAUUGCCUCUCUAAUCCAGAUUUCUUGAGCUUACUAGAGCAGGCUAAAGAGGAAUAUGGAUUUCAACAGGAGGGAGUUCUUGCAGUCCCUUGUCGACCAGAAGAAUUACAGAUGAUUCUAGAAAAAAGGAGAAGGAGAAGGGCAAGCACCGAAUGGUAGAGUAUAUGUUGCUUGUAAUGCUACCACCAAAUUAAUUUGCUCUUGAGGAAGAAAUUAUAUGGCUUUAAUUUUCAAUUUAAGAUUCUCCAACACAGUUGUUCUUGCUGUACAGAGUAGAGACAGCACUGUCGAUUCUUUUUACUGUACAUUCGUUUAUUAUGUUAGAAUGUUGUUCUCCUUGAUCUGCCUUCUACGUAAGCAUAUAAACC
Populus trichocarpa (black cottonwood) is the source of this 765-nucleotide messenger RNA. RefSeq names its product auxin-induced protein 6B. Gene Ontology annotation, biological process: response to auxin. Bases 170 to 556 code for a protein of 128 amino acids. The transcript has a single exon. The record is from RefSeq and is a predicted model, not a curated record. Lineage: Eukaryota; Viridiplantae; Streptophyta; Magnoliopsida; Malpighiales; Salicaceae.